UCAGUUUAUAUCUUUUGCGAUGAUUCAGAAUUAUAAGCAUGAUUGUGACGUUUCACAGAUUGGACGCUGAUGAUUCGAGCACGUUACCAUUUAAUCCUAUUUGAUAGAUUAGAUCAUCGAUACUCGGCGUACUUAGAUGAACCUGUACGUAAGGCUUUUGACACUUACUGAUGUGAUUAUCUCGAUUGAAUCAUAACGUUAAUAUAGCGCUGUUUGCGUUUGUACGGCUCACGAGGCCCCCGAAAGACUUCCGACGGAACUUGUAUCUACUUCCGAUCUGGUUGCGAGCGCCGUAAAUGUGCGAUGACAGAUACGUUCUUUUUUUCAAGGAACACUUCAACGUGGGAUUGUAAAACCACGAAUCCGCGAAACUCGCAACGCCAACCGAUAGGUAUUGUUUGUUUUUACGCGAACACGUCAUAGAGAUAAAUUUGGACGUUAUGAUUGUGUAUUGCAGAGCUGCACUCUUCCUGAAAAAAUAUUCAAAUUUAGAAAGACUGUUAUGCAAUUCGAAUGCUACUCCAAUCUGCACGUACGCGCGAACACAAUACUUUGCGUACACGAAUCAAGAGAGAAGCUCGCGAGAACAGUUUGCAAGGACUAUUAAAAAUUGUACAAAAUUUUGGCAAAAUACAGAAUUAAUGAAGUACCCGGUUUGGGAAGUUUACAGAAGCUGGUGAGAAAGAAAAUCACGCUCUACGAAAGAGGAACGCAGAAAACGCAUUCUAAAUCCUGCGAUUUGCAAUAACGAAAAAAAAAAAAAAAUAGUUAUAACGAUUGUUACACUUGACGACGUGAAAUACCUAAUCAGUCGCAUCGGUUGCAGGGCUGUAAAUAACGUGGCGUUUAUUGCAACAGACAUCGCUCGUUUGCACAGUUAAUUGUAAGUAGUAAACAUUAACGCAGCAAUUACUAUCAGAAUGCAGCUUAUUCAGCGUCGGCUAUUAUCUGAUUCUUCCGGUGUCCGCGGGACAGUAUUUUUGAAAAAUCCGCUACGAAGAAGAAGGCUCGCCCGCGAUUACGUCGGGCUUUACCAGACCGACGAAAAACUCUGGACAAAAUAUAAGCUGCCACCCCACCGUUGUACGUGCGUACGUACGUACGAUUGUUUACACGAUGCCAUAUAUAAGCUGGAAGCACGAGAGUUUGACAAUCUCAGUUCACGAUCUCGCGGCAAACGCUAACAUCGUCUUAGCGAAAUCGCUCGCUUCGUCCGGGCCAGGUGGAAACGACCGAUAGAUUAGAUUAAGUUUGCGCCAGUGAUUGUGCCGAUUAGUUCAAUUCGAAUAUGUUCGUCGUCCGAUGUGGCCUGUUAAUCAGCGUCUUGACCGUUGUUUCCGGCGACCUGCCAAUGUGGCACCACCCCUGCGGAGAUGGUAGUGUGGAAAUAGAUGGAGCGUCGAUGGCGAACUUACGCGAAGAAGCUAGGAUCAGCCUGGAGAGGCUGAUGCUUCAGCAUCAAAUGACCAUGUACGAUUACUUGAACCGUGACUACGACUACUUAUACGAAAGUGUACGGAUCGGCGUUCACGAUCAUCAAUACAUCCCGAACUGGAUUCCUGGCAAAAAAGACGUGAGCAUGAUCAAGAGGCUGGCCGACAGGAAGCAACAAACGAUUAUCAACCACUUUCCAAAGAUGCACAGGGACCUGCAGAAAUUCGCAGUUGCUUUCGAGGAAUUGGUGGACGACGAGACGAAUUCUCAGGUUCACAACGCUCUGGAGGCAACUCAAAACUCGGUGAAGGCGAUGCUGUGCGAGGUGGAGAGCUACAUCGUCGCUUUUACGCCCCUUGAAGUUCCGCCGCGUGUGGAAAGAAGUAUCAUGACUAGCAUAGAAAGAGAGCCCGUGGACGACACCAGAAGACUCAUCCGUGACUGGGGCAUUCUUCACAAGUACAGAGAUUACCUGCACGCUUGGAGACACGUUUUCAAUUAUUAGAAAGCGUCGAGAAAAUUGUACAGAUUUGCAUACGAGAAACGACGAGCGUGCCAUCGAAACGAUAACGAACCGAUACCACCGAUAAAAGUGCUGCAAACUGAUAUGAUAUAAAUUCAGUUAGCGCCUAUCGACUGCUACGGAAAGCAACGACGUGUCACACUACGCAUGACUAGACAGCCGCUGAAAUCAUUCGCGACAAUCGUUCGAGAUAAUCGGAUCAUUGCAAAAUGAACUAGCUGGAUAAUCGCAUUAUUUAACUUAUUUAUUCAUAAACUUAUUUAUUGCAUUCGCCGAUCACUAGGUUUAGUAUUUAUUAUUUAUCCGUGAAUCGCGGUCGACAGAAUUAUUUAUUUAUGACGGUAUUUAUUUAUUGAAUAAUAACAAAUAAUUUAUUAGAAUCGAUAGCACCUUCUCACUUUGCCAUUUCGAAGGUGAUACGCGAUCGCAAUUUUGGUCUCGGUAUGUGAUAAUCGCUUAAGGAAACAAUUUCUGUACUCCUGACAAGUGAACACUAUUAGCAUUUAGGUACUUAUG
Molecule: messenger RNA, 2473 nt
Organism: Hylaeus anthracinus
Lineage: Eukaryota; Metazoa; Arthropoda; Insecta; Hymenoptera; Colletidae
Exons: 2
Coding region: 1289-1939 (216 amino acids)
Source: RefSeq, a predicted model, not a curated record